Messenger RNA from Polyodon spathula (Mississippi paddlefish), 2997 nucleotides. It is a transcript of the gene slc30a10, whose product is annotated as solute carrier family 30 member 10. Bases 738 to 2000 code for a protein of 420 amino acids. The record is from RefSeq and is a predicted model, not a curated record. Gene Ontology annotation, biological process: zinc ion transmembrane transport; detoxification of zinc ion; manganese ion transport. The transcript has 4 exons. Gene Ontology annotation, cellular component: membrane. Gene Ontology annotation, molecular function: zinc ion transmembrane transporter activity. NCBI's taxonomy places the organism in Eukaryota, Metazoa, Chordata, Actinopteri, Acipenseriformes, Polyodontidae.
AGGUGUAUUCAGCUGUAUUAGCAUAUCAGAGUUGGGUCAUCAAGCUUUGCGUUUUUUUUUUUUCCUCUCUAUUUCUCUGUUUAAAAAUCGAAGCUUAAAUCUUGUGAUGUUUAGAAGGAGAGGCAUAUUAAACUGUCUAGUUUUGCACCGUGCAUUUAUAAAGGGAAAGGAAUGAAAGGAAAGGCGUGGGUAGAAAGCAAGAUUUUUUUUUCAAGAUGAACUGCUAACACCGGCAAGAGAAAAACACAAGCAAAUCAGACCUGUCGUUUAGACCUUCAGCCUUGAACCGUGGAGAGAUAACGUUUUGUUAAUAAUGCAAUUUUGUAUUGACGUGCGUGACGCAAAGCUAGAUAACCGGUAUACCCUCUGACUAUAUUCCCACUGUACCAUCACGUGUGAUAAUGAAAAAUUGAAAUGACAGCAUUUCCAUGAUGCGGGCUAUGUAAAGCUGGUCAAAGAUCAAUAUUGUAAAGUCAUCGUGAGGAGACUGUCACCCUGAGGAAGCAGAACACUUAAGAUUCCAACGAGGCGGAUUGUUUCUACAAUGUUGUAAAACUGCUUGUAGGACUGGAUUGAUUGUUCGGCAGCUAAGAAUCUAUCCAAGAUACUUUCUGCAAAGCAACUGGUGCAUUUUAAUUCUGCGCAGCAAAACGCAGUUUAAUCUUACCCUUCGUCUUAAAAAAUAAGCAAUAAUAAUAUUAAUAGUAAUAAUAAUACCGAUAUAAUAAUAAAUAACAAUGGGUCGAUAUAGUGGGAAAACAUGUCGUCUAGUGUUCAUGCUUGUGAUCACUUUUGUGUUUUUCGUGGCCGAGUUGGUGUCGGGGUAUGUUGGUAACUCUAUCGCCCUGGUGUCGGACUCUUUCAAUAUGUUAUCAGACGUGAUUUCGCUGUGUGUCGGUAUCACUGCGGCCCGGGUAUCUCGACUCGGCAGCUCCGGUCGCCGAACCUACGGACUACCUCGGGCUGAAGUGGUCGGGGCGUUGGCUAACGCAGUGUUCCUAACCGCUUUGUGUUUCACUAUCUUCGUGGAAGCGGUUAUGCGUCUGGUCAAUACGGAAAGAAUCGAUGACCCGUCCCUGGUUCUGAUCGUUGGGGCUCUGGGUCUGGCCGUCAACAUUGUGGGGCUCAUCAUCUUUCAGGACUGCUGUUACAGCAGUAAGAGAAGUGAACCUGUGCCGGGAGAGAAGACACAGCAACCGGGUGGCGCUGUGGACAGCCUAACAGAUCCCCCCGGGCUGAGCAACAGUGCCUCGGACAAUCCUGUCAAGACGAGGCAGACGAGCAAUGCAGCAGCACUCAACAUCAGGGGUGUUCUCCUCCAUGUCAUGGGGGAUGCCCUGGGCUCAGUGGUGGUGGUGGUGGCUGCCUCUCUCUUCUACGCCCUGCCCCUCCCCCCGGACGCCCCCUGUAACUGGCAGUGUUACGUGGACCCCAGCCUCACCAUCAUCAUGGUGAUUAUCAUCCUGUCAUCCGCAUUCCCGCUCUUUAAGGAGACCGGCGCCAUCCUGCUGCAGAUGGUGCCCCGUGGACUGCGAGUGGAUCACAUCAGUGAGGCUCUGGCCCAGAUCCCGGGCGUGCUCAGUAUCCACGAGCUACACAUCUGGGAGCUGGCAGCGGACCGCAACAUCGCCACGCUGCACCUCAAGUGUGCCGACUCAGGGGACUUCCAGAGGGUGUCCCGGCAGGUGCGGCAGAUCUUCCAUAAUGCAGGGGUGCAUGCUGUCACCAUCCAGCCCGAAUACACCAAUGAGGACCAGGACCCCCUGGCCUGCAACACCCCCUGCUUGUCGGAGGACUGCCUGUCGCUGGGCUGCUGCAGCACCACUCACCCCAGCACUAAUGUAGAGAACUACAUGGAGAUUAGCACCUGUCCCACUGGCAUCGUGAGCAAUGGGCACUUCGCCAGCCUGCCCGACGAGCUAGGCAUUUCUAUCCUGCCAGAGCACUCCCCUCUGCAGGACAACAGAGACAAUGUGGUGCUCAAGGGCACACAGUUAUAGAUCAGUUAUAGUGUUGGUCUUUAUGAUCGGCACCUGACAACAAGACUGUGAUACUGAGCAGAUGACCUGAAUGGGCAGUGGUGUUACGUGAACUCUUGGAAUCGUGGGACAGUUCGCGUUUUAUUUUUUGUUUGAUUAUUUGUACAGAUAGCACUGUGUAGAGAUGGCCUUUUUUCUCUGUCCAGGUUUCAACUGGUCUCAACAGCACUUGGAUACUCCAGCAGGGUAUGCUAAUGAAUUCUGCAUAAACUUGAAUGUUGGUAACAUUACCUUUGCACAAGCCGAUGAUUAAGCCUGUAUUGUCGUGUGGUGCCCCGUCUUGCAGGGUUACUUACUUUGCAAAACGUUUUAGUUCCCAACCUAUUAUUGUUGUUUAGCCAGGUAAGUUAAUUAAAAUGUAUAGUUGAAAGAAGAAAAUAUGUAUGUGAAGUCUCCCCCACGCUUCUCCCCGGCUCAAUGGAGAGGUUAUAAAGGGAGUCUAAGCCUUCCUCUGAUCUACUAGCACAAGCAGAGGAAAAGCUUUUGCCACUGUAUACGUCCACAUUAAUCUUGCUGUUGAGAAAAUGAAGAUAAUGUAUUCAUACCAAAUGUAAAACCAUCCAAGAACCAUGUAGUAGACUACAGGUAGCUGUGUACUGCUCUGGGUCUUGUAUAACAAGACACCUGUCUAUUACCGUACAAUAUACCUGUAUAGUCAUAACACCCUUAGUGACAAUGCUGCAUAUAUACUGUCACCUGAGAAUGGGUCUCAGGCUUCAUUGUUCUGUGCUGAAUAACAACAGCAGUGCAAAGAUCACAGUUACUUUGCAAUCCUCUGUGUGAAAAGUAGAACAUUAUUUAAUAAUUGAGUCGUCUCGUUUUUUACUUAGCUGUUUGUACUCUAUAUAUGUGAGCAGGGUGUGGGGCCUGGUUGCUUCAGAACAGUGGUGCACAACUCAGGCCAUGGAAGGCCAGUGUCCCUCCUGGUUUUUGUUCUAAUGAUACCAUAAAUUAGUUA